This is a messenger RNA of Medicago truncatula (barrel medic), 750 nucleotides long. RefSeq names its product 60S ribosomal protein L31. The record is from RefSeq and is a predicted model, not a curated record. Gene Ontology annotation, cellular component: cytosolic large ribosomal subunit; ribosome. Bases 186 to 551 code for a protein of 121 amino acids. Lineage: Eukaryota; Viridiplantae; Streptophyta; Magnoliopsida; Fabales; Fabaceae. The transcript has 3 exons. Gene Ontology annotation, biological process: cytoplasmic translation. Gene Ontology annotation, molecular function: structural constituent of ribosome.
UGUAUGAGUAGAGUGGGCUCAUAUUCAACCCAUUAUAAUUUGAUUUGGCCCAAAUCCUUAUUACCCAAACCCGUAAAAAAUUAGGGUUUCUUUAUAUCUCAUUCUCCUCUUUCAUUUUCUGCUUCUUCACUGCCGAAAACCUUGCACACACUCUUAAGGGUUUAGGUUAAUCUCAGAAGCUGAAAAUGGUUGAGAAGGGUGCAGCAGGUAGGAAAGAAGAGGUGGUUACACGGGAGUAUACCAUCAAUCUCCACAAGCGUCUCCAUGGCUGCACCUUCAAGAAGAAGGCACCAAAAGCCAUCAAGGAGAUCAGAAAGUUUGCUCAAAAAGCCAUGGGCACUAACGAUGUUAGAGUUGACGUUAAGUUGAACAAGGCUAUCUGGAGCCAGGGAAUCAGAAGUGUACCAAGGAGGAUCAGGGUACGCAUUGCUCGCAAGAGGAAUGACGACGAAGAUGCCAAGGAAGAGUUAUACUCCCUUGUCACCGUCGUUGAAAUUCCUAAAGAAGAGUUAAAAGGUUUGGGCACCAAGGUCAUCGAUGAUGAAGAUUAAGUUAUCAUAUAUCUGUUUUGAAUUGAAGCCCGAAAAACAUAUAUUAGUCUUUUUGCUUUCUUGAAUUGAGUCUUGUCAUUAGAUUGUUAAACUAGUAAAUUUUGUUGAGACUUGGGGUGGUUUUGUUUAUCACCUAUUUUUGUCUUUCUGUUAACAUGGUUGGUAUAAGAAUUAUUCAUUUUGGCCUCAUUUUGUCUAA